Messenger RNA from Nelumbo nucifera (sacred lotus), 2522 nucleotides. Its product is annotated as scarecrow-like protein 21. Lineage: Eukaryota; Viridiplantae; Streptophyta; Magnoliopsida; Proteales; Nelumbonaceae. The record is from RefSeq and is a predicted model, not a curated record.
AACCGUAGGGGAUUAUGGAGCCUUAAAUAAGGGUAACCCCAACCCCUGUGAGUAAGAACCAACGUGUUGCGGUGUUGGUGCCUCUGAACUUGAAAUUUUGACCGAAAGCGUAGUUUUAUUCUUGUUAUAGGCAGAUAGAUUCUUUAUUAAUCACGGGUAGGCACGUAGUUUUGGAUGGAAUUCAGGGGAUUAUGGAGCCUUAUACCGGCUGCCGUUAUACUGUCCUCUCUGAAACUCUCCUAUGAUCGCUGCUAAAUAUACCCAAACCUAAGAGAGUCCUCCCAUACGGCUAUUAUGUUGAGUUGUUAGCUUUCCAUUUUCAAGAGGCAUAAAUGGUAUCGGAAUAGGAGAAUUAUUUCUGGAUCUGCUAAUUCAGUGUGGUUGUGGCUUGGUACUGUACUGCUGUACUGGCUGUUUACAAAAAGAAAAGUUCCAUGCUGAAUGCACAAAUACCAAAUAGCACCAGUAAGACAUGACCUUUUAACAGAUGAGUUCUCAGCUAAAGUCUGAGAACAUUUCUUCACAAAAGAAGUAUCAAUAUUACUCUGGGUUUCCUGUGGCUGGGUUAAGUCAAUUAGUAGGCUAUUCUUCAAUGCAAACUUCUCAGAAAUACAGGCAUUCAGUUGGGUCCCACAGCUCAUAUUAUCAGCCUGUUCAGGAGGUUGGGUCCUAUUGUUUGCCUCAGAAUUUCCAAAAUUUGGAUCACCAAUGCUCCAAAGCAAGCAGCCAAGAGUCCAACUUUCCCAUUCAAACUUCUCAUGAACAGUACUGUACCCUGGAGUCAUCUUCGGCAACUGGCAGUUACACCGUUUAUAGUUCCCCGUCUACUCUCAGUUUCUCACCUAACGGGAGUCCCAUAUCACAGCAGGAUUCUCAUUCCUACCCAGCAGAUCCACAUCAUUCUCAUUCCCCCGACUGUACUCAUGGAUCACCAGUAAGUGGGUCAUGCAUAACAGAUGAGGUCAAUGAUCUAAGGCACAAACUGAGAGACCUGGAAACUGCAAUGUUGGGGCCAGAAUCAGAUAUUGUUGACAGUUUCCAUGAAAACCUUGGUGGUGGAGAUGACCAAGCCCCGUUAGAGAUAGAGAAAUGGAGAGAAAUAACAGAGAUGAUCUCUAGAGGAGACUUGAGAAAUUUGCUCAUUGCAUGUGCACAAGCUAUAGCAGAUGACGAUUUAUCAACAGCAGAUUGGUUGAUGGCUGUGUCAAGGCAAAUGGUGUCAGUCUCAGGGGAACCAAUCCAACGCUUGGGUGCCUACAUGUUGGAAGGUCUGGUUGCAAGGUUGGCAUCUUCAGGGAGUUCAAUCUACAAGGCCCUGAGGUGCAAAGAGCCUGCAAGUGCUGAGCUCCUCUCAUACAUGCACAUUCUGUAUGAGGUUUGCCCAUACUUCAAGUUCGGAUAUAUGUCUGCUAACGGUGCCAUUGCAGAAGCUUUGAAGGAUGAAAGAAAAAUCCACAUCAUUGACUUCCAGAUCGCACAGGGCAGUCAGUGGGUCACUCUUAUCCAGGCUCUUGCGGCUCGUCCUGGUGGACCCCCACAAAUCCGCAUCACAGGAAUUGAUGACUCCACCUCAGCCUAUGCCAGGGGAGGAGGACUUCAUAUUGUAGGGCAGAGGCUAUCGAGGCUUGCAGAGUCGUGCCAUGUGCCCUUUGAGUUCCAUGCAGCAGCAAUGUGUGGAAGUGAAGUGGAGCUUGAAAACCUCUGUAUUCGACCUGGGGCUGGGGAGGCUCUGGCUGUGAAUUUUGCAUUCAUGCUCCAUCAUAUGCCAGACGAGAGUGUGAGCACUCAGAACCACCGGGACAGGCUUUUGAGAUUAGUAAAGAGCUUGUCACCUAAGGUGGUGACACUGGUAGAGCAAGAGUGUAAUACCAACACUGCACCAUUUGCUCCACGAUUUAUAGAGACACUGAACUAUUAUACGGCCAUGUUUGAGUCAAUUGACAUGGCAUUACCAAGAGAUGACAAGCAACGGAUCAAUGUGGAGCAGCACUGCCUAGCGCGAGAUGUGGUCAACCUUAUAGCAUGUGAGGGUGCUGAGAGGGUGGAACGUCAUGAGCUUCUUGCGAAGUGGAGGUCUCGGUUCACAAUGGCUGGGUUUACUCCAUACCCAUUGAGCUCGUUGGUAAAUGCCACCAUCAAAACUCUUCUGGAGAAUUACUCUACAAACUAUAAGCUGGAAGAGAAAGAUGGCGCACUCCAUCUUGGCUGGAUGGACCAGUCUCUGGUUACCACAUGCGCAUGGAAGUGAAUAAUUCAUCACUUAGUGCCACGGAAGUAAAUGGUUAUUAGCACUUAGCACACUGAUCAUCGACUCCGACUCCUCUUUUGCUGUCUAUUAUUAGUUGUAGUUCAUCACUCAAGUAAAAUAUGUAAUGUAAUCUUCUUGCCUUCCCCCUUCAAAGAAAAAAACACUAGUGCUUUGAGUUGUUCUUGGUUUUCCAACUUGGAUAUUUGAAACUACUAAGUUCUGUCAUUAAAAUUUUGAUGCUGUAGUUACUAGUUAGCCUUUGCCCAAAUGAGUA